UGAGGCACCCGCCGGCCCGGAAGGGGCUGAUGCGAACUGGGGCCACGGCAGCCAUCGCGCUUUGCAGUUAGGUCUCCUGGUGUACGGCCAACGCCAAGCAGGGGAUUGCGUUCUCUCCAGUCGCAGACCCUAUCAGAUUUGGAUAUGUCCUUCAUAUUUGAUUGGAUUUACAGUGGUUUCAGCAGUGUGCUACAGUUUUUAGGAUUAUAUAAGAAAACUGGUAAAUUGGUAUUUCUUGGAUUGGAUAAUGCAGGAAAAACAACAUUGCUACACAUGCUAAAAGAUGACAGACUUGGACAACAUGUCCCAACAUUACAUCCCACUUCAGAAGAACUGACCAUUGCUGGCAUGACAUUUACAACUUUUGAUCUGGGUGGACAUGUUCAAGCUCGAAGAGUGUGGAAAAACUACCUUCCUGCUAUCAAUGGCAUUGUAUUUCUGGUGGAUUGUGCAGACCAUGAAAGGCUGUUAGAGUCAAAAGAAGAACUUGAUUCACUAAUGACAGAUGAAACCAUUGCUAAUGUGCCUAUACUGAUUCUUGGGAAUAAGAUCGACAGACCUGAAGCCAUCAGUGAAGAGAGGUUGCGAGAGAUGUUUGGUUUAUAUGGUCAGACAACAGGAAAGGGGAGUGUAUCUCUGAAAGAACUGAAUGCCCGACCCUUAGAAGUUUUCAUGUGUAGUGUGCUCAAAAGACAAGGUUACGGAGAAGGCUUCCGCUGGAUGGCACAGUACAUUGAUUAACACAUACCCACAUUGGUUCCACGUGUCAACGUUCAGGCUUACUCAGAGAUUUGAUUGCUCAACAUGCAUAACUUGAAUUCAAUAGACUUUUGCUGGUUAUAAAACAGAUGUUUUUAAGAUUAUUAAUAUUAUAUCAACUUAAUUUGAGUGAGAAUUGAAAACUGAUUCAAGUAAGUUUGAAUAUCACGAUGUUAGCUUUCUAAUUCCAUAAAAGUAAUUGGUUUUUACAGUUUAUAAUCUGACAUCACCCCAGCGCCAUUUGUAAAGAGCAACUUUCCAGCAGUACAUUUGAAGCACUUUUUAACAACAUGAAACUAUAAAUAUAAACCAUAUUUAAAAGCUCAUCAUGUUAAAUUUUUUAUGUACUUUUUUGGAACUAGUUUUUAAAUUUUAGAUUAUAUGUCCACCUAUCUUAAGUGUACAGUUAAUAAUUAGCUUAUUCAAUGAUUGCAUGAUGCCUUACAGUUUUCAAUAACAUUUUUUCUUAUGCAAACGUCAUGCAAUAAAACAAACUCUAAUGUUUGGCAUCCUUGUUGGGCAAAUGUUUCAUUUAAAGGUGUCUUAUCUAGCUAGUAUACUCUGAAAAUUUGAGCAUUUAAUAUUAGGCAUAUGAGGUGGUUGUUGGGAAAGGAGAUUCCUUCAGAAUAUUUAGAAUAGCAUUUAAGCCUUCAAGGCUUAUGUAUUUACCAUGAGAUGGUUGUGGUCAGUUGCACCUGAUACCAUGUAUCCCUGAAUCAUGUGUUUUUUUAUUAGUAAUGCUGCCACUACCAUUGCUGAUGGGGUCUGUGUCCUAGUCCCUGUGGGAUUGGCUUUCUGAAGAAAAGCACAUUUAUGGUAUACAAGGUUGAUUCUCAGUUUGGUAGGCUCUGUAGUUCCAUCCCAGCUGUCUAAUUCUGAAGUGCUGCAAUCUUAUUGGUGCCCAAUGGGGUAAUCUGUGCCUCUUCCCCAAAAGCAAUGACAGGCGCCACUCUCUCCACAUUUAGAUAUAUUCCCAGUCUCUUUACAUUUAACGGUACUCCCUGGAGCAAGCAAUAAGUAGGACCUUGUGUGCAGUUUCAUUGUAGAGACAUGUAUAUCUGAGGAAUAAAACAGCUUGUUUUGUGUCA
Messenger RNA from Rhinopithecus roxellana (golden snub-nosed monkey), 1847 nucleotides. It is a transcript of the gene SAR1B, whose product is annotated as secretion associated Ras related GTPase 1B. The transcript is spliced from 7 exons. Gene Ontology annotation, molecular function: GTP binding; GTPase activity. Lineage: Eukaryota; Metazoa; Chordata; Mammalia; Primates; Cercopithecidae. Gene Ontology annotation, biological process: intracellular protein transport; membrane organization; vesicle organization. Bases 145 to 741 code for a protein of 198 amino acids. Gene Ontology annotation, cellular component: endoplasmic reticulum exit site; COPII vesicle coat. The record is from RefSeq and is a predicted model, not a curated record.